Messenger RNA from Scatophagus argus, 1821 nucleotides. It is a transcript of the gene mbpa, whose product is annotated as myelin basic protein a. Bases 181 to 531 code for a protein of 116 amino acids. Gene Ontology annotation, molecular function: structural constituent of myelin sheath. The transcript has 7 exons. NCBI's taxonomy places the organism in Eukaryota, Metazoa, Chordata, Actinopteri, Scatophagidae. The record is from RefSeq and is a predicted model, not a curated record.
CCAUGGUGCCCUGGGACCAAGAGGACAACACCUUCAAAGGCGGCCCCAGUGCAUCAGAAGAGCUGCAAACCAAAGUGAAGGAGCAGCAGAGCCGGGUGUUAGCACUGGGGACUGUCUUGGAAGAGGACUACUGAGUGGAUAACGAGAGGUCAACCCCACCCAACCUCAACAACUGCAAGCAUGGCUACGGCGAGCACCUCAGGGCAGAGCACCUUUGGGCUGGGGAGGAAAAAGAAGAGUCCUGGACUCAUGGACCAGAUCAGCAAGUUCUUUGGAGGAGACAAAAAGAAAAGGAGCAAGGGGUCCUUCCGGGGUCACCUGGCCGCUUCACCCCAACAAUCCUCCACUCGCCGCCGGACCAAUGAAAAUGCAGUGGUGCAUUUCUUCAGGAGCAUUGUUUCCUCUCCUCGUCCUAAAUCCAGGUGGAGAGACGUAUUGGGCUUGGCCUCGUCGCCGCGUGCCGAGAGCACAAAGUCGCCGGUCAGAAGACGCAGAGACCAAAGCACACUGUCCAGAAUCUUCAACCUGUGACGCUCUCGUCAGAGAUCAGGAGAUACCAAGUCCCGUCCACCCCCUAAACGCUGGAGCACCAUCUUCUAAGCUCUCCGCCGAGGACCAAAGUGCAGAUCCGACGUCGACGGGACAAGAUGAAGGAGGAGGGACAGAUCUGCAAGCGGCAGACUCACAACCUCAAGAAAUGUUAACCCACUAAUACAAACCUCCUGUAUGUUUGACACGGCAUGAAAUCCACUCUCCAGGGAUGCUUUUAAUCCUUCUUCUAAGCAUAUCUCAUCUCAGUCUUUAUUUAGCUGUUUAUAAGAGUCUGGUCAUGCUUGUAGUAAAAUAUCUUAGCGUUUAAAAAACAAAAGAAAUCACCUAUUCAAGUAUCUUGGUCUGAUGGUGCUAUAGUGUCUGCUGUCUGAGGUUUGUUCAUGGCAGAUGUUUGUUUUUCUAUUCGUCUCCUGUCCAUCUGCAUUUUGUAUGAGUGACGCUUUAUGUAUCUCGCUGCUUCCUAGAAACACAGCUGACACACCAAACACACCACUGUUUUUGUUUCACAUGUGAAGUCCAGAUGGAGUGUCAGUCCUGUUUGUGGUUGUUGUUGUUGUUGUUGUUGUUGCUGCUGUGCUCAAGCAAAAACGUAUAUGUUGCAAAGAAAAUGCAUUUGAAAAUACAACUGGAAACCUACAGAGUAUGAGCAGUGUGGACUCUAAUACUGUAUUUUAUUUAACGGUUUUAUUUCAAUAUGCGUCAGUGUGGUUAAUAAAACAUGUACAGUAUGAUUUCUUUCAGAAUAAAUAAAAUGCCCUUUUCAAAUGCACUGUUACAUAUAAAUAAGUAAUACAAGGGAGGGAAAGCAUCCUUAAAACAAUUGGUCUCUCUUUUCAACACAGCAGUUUCUGUUUGUUGUUCGAAUUAGGUGUGAAAUUUUAAUGUUGUGUGCGUUUCAUUCAGAAGACGACAGGGCAAACGUUCGUUUUAUCUGAUGGUCAGAUAGUAAGUUGAUCAAAGGUUUACGGCGAUAGCAGAGACGGUAUGAGGAGUUCAGUACUGAAGGGCAGCACGUUGAUUUCAGGUGUUCUGACGCACGAUUUGACAAUUUUAUUUCAUUCAUGAUAAACUGCGUUGCCAUUCUCAUUUGUACAUAAUCUGUCUGGUUAACGGAAUAGUCAAAUGAACUGCAAAGGUGUUGCUGACGUGCGGUGGUGCUACAGGAGUACGACUGAUGCUUUAGAAAACUGAGUGCUUCCUCUUUAUGUAAAACUCUUAACCUGAAAUAAGCAUGUUAAGUCUUCUGUUAUUAAAUGUUUUAUAAUCUGA